Marmota flaviventris (yellow-bellied marmot) is the source of this 624-nucleotide messenger RNA. RefSeq names its product gap junction protein beta 7 (gene Gjb7). Lineage: Eukaryota; Metazoa; Chordata; Mammalia; Rodentia; Sciuridae. Gene Ontology annotation, molecular function: gap junction channel activity. Gene Ontology annotation, cellular component: connexin complex. Gene Ontology annotation, biological process: cell-cell signaling. The record is from RefSeq and is a predicted model, not a curated record.
AUGAGUUGGAUGUUCCUCAGAGACCUCCUAAGUGGAGUAAAUAAAUAUUCAACUGGGAUUGGGCGCAUCUGGCUAGCUGUUAUGUUCAUCCUUCGGUUGCUGGUCUACAUAGUGGCUGCAAAGCACGUGUGGAAGGAUGAGCAGAAAGAGUUUGAGUGCAACACUAGACAGCCUGGCUGUGGAAAUGUGUGCUUUGACUACUUCUUCCCCGUCUCCCAGGUCAGACUUUGGGCUUUACAGCUGAUCAUGGUCUCCACGCCCUCUCUCCUAGUAGUUCUACAUGUGGCCUAUUGUGAGGGGAGAGAAAAAAAGCAUGGAAAGAAACUCUAUGACAGCCCAGGCACCAUGGAUGGGGGCCUAUGGUACACCUAUUUGAUUAGCCUCAUUGUCAAAACUGGUUUUGAAAUUGGCUUCCUUGUUUUGUUUUAUAAGUUGUAUAGGGGCUUUAGUGUCCCCUACCUUAUGAAGUGCGAUUUGAAGCCUUGUCCCAACACUGUAGACUGCUUCAUCUCCAAACCCACUGAGAAAACCAUCUUCAUCUUCUUCUUGGUCUUUACCUCUUGCUUGUGCAUUGUGUUGAAUUUCACUGAACUGAGCUUUUUGGUUCUUAAGUGCUUUAUUUAA